This is a messenger RNA of Pollicipes pollicipes, 884 nucleotides long. RefSeq names its product cuticle protein 7. The record is from RefSeq and is a predicted model, not a curated record. NCBI's taxonomy places the organism in Eukaryota, Metazoa, Arthropoda, Thecostraca, Pollicipedomorpha, Pollicipedidae. Gene Ontology annotation, molecular function: structural constituent of chitin-based larval cuticle. The coding region runs from base 49 to 678 and encodes 209 amino acids. Gene Ontology annotation, cellular component: chitin-based extracellular matrix. The transcript has 2 exons.
CGCCGACAGCAGCCACUCCUCACGGCAAGACCUCCUCUGCCAGACAUCAUGCAGGCCCUGAUUGUGUGUGCGCUGAUCGUGGCCGCGCGUGCCUCUUACGUGGCACCUGCCGUCGGAGCUCGAUUCAGCUACGGCUUCACUGCCGCCGCGCCCGCCUACGCCAGAUACGGCUCGUACGGCGUCGCUCCCCUGGCUGCCGGCUACGCUGCCCCCGUGGCUGCUGCCUACGCCGCCCCUGUGGCUGCUGCCUACGCCGCCCCCGUGGCUGCUACCUACGCUGCGCCUGCCGCUGCCGCUUACGCCGCGCCUGUGGCCACCGCCUAUGCGGCACCUGUCGCCACCGCCUAUGCCGCGCCUGUGGCUAGCAGCGCGCAGCACCACUCGCAGGACGAGCUGGGUCAGUACAACUACGGCUACGCCGACAUCAACUCGGCCAAGAACGAGGUGAAGACGGCUGACGGCGUGGUGCGCGGCUCCUACAGCUACGUGGACGCCUACGGCCUGCCGCAGAAGGUCGACUACGUCUCUGACGCGCUGGGCUUCCGCGUGGCGGGCACCAACCUGCCGGUGGGCCCGGCCGGCCCGGGUCACGUGGCCGACACGCCCGAGGUGGCCGCCGCCAAGUCGGCCCACUUCGCUGCGCACGCCGAGGCUCUGGCUCGCGCCGCUGUCCACUAAAGUGUCCAAAGCCAAGUUACCGUUCUGGGCCUGCAGAGACGGUGGCCCACCGUGAGGAGAACUGCACCAGCCGAUAGGACUCGAUGUCGAGUCAGUCUCGGUCGCGUUUCAUCGGCGCGGCGGUGCUUCGUCAUUUGUCUGCGUCAUUGUUCUAUAUGUGAUGAGUAUCGACCCCAUCGAUAUGUCCCUGGUUUAUCGUGCUUUGU